UCUGCUAGUUCCUCUUAUUCUUCCUCGUCUUCGUCGUCUUCUCCCUGCCACCACUUGCUUAUUAGGUUUGAUGCUCUCACAGCAGUUGGUUUUGCUUCACUAUCCCUUGUCGCUCCCCCCCCUCCCCCCUUCCUCUCUCUCUCUCUCUCUCUCUCUUUUUGCACCCGUUUCGCGUCAGUCUUGUGUUGCUCUCUUCUUGCUUGGCUGGGUUACUUGCCGCUUUAUUUCAGUGAUAUGAGAUGGCGAAGGUGGUAUCUCGCCAACUUGCUAGGAUUGUAGGAUAGGGCUUUUAUGAAUUCGGCGGAAUUCGGCGGGUUUCGAGGUUAGGACAGGAGUUGGGAGGCUGUGCAGUGGCGCGGGUUUGUGCAGGUUUUUGCAGUCGAUAUCGGAGUCAGGUGAUGAAGGAGAGAGCACAUGGCUCGGACUCCGAUGGCGUGCACAGCUGCUGCUGGUAAUUCGAACACACGCUCCAGGUGUGUUACUGAAACGGUGAACGGCUCGCACCAUUUUACCAUCAAUGGCUACUCCUUGGCCAAGGGCAUGGGAGUGGGUAAGUAUAUUGCUAGUGAGAGCUUUUUUGUAGGGGGCUACCAGUGGGCCAUCUACUUUUAUCCCGACGGCAAGAAUGCCGAAGACAAUUCUCUCUAUGUGUCGGUGUUCAUAGCACUGGCGAGCGAGGGCACGGAUGUUCGGGCGUUGUUUGAAUUGACGCUCUUAGAUCAGAGCGGCAAGGGUAAGCACAAGGUGCACAGCCACUUCGAUCGCUCCCUCGAGAGCGGCCCCUAUACCCUCAAGUACCGGGGCAGCAUGUGGGGUUACAAGCGCUUCUUCAGACGCGCCGUCCUGGAGACGUCGGAUUUCCUGAAGAACGAUAGCUUGGCCAUCACCUGCACUGUGGGUGUGGUAGUGUCAUCCACUCAGGGUCCUAGGAUGUACUCUAUCCCUGUUCCUGAGCUUGACUUAGGGGAGCAUUUUGGCGCCUUACUGGACAGCGGCGAAGGCACUGACGUCACGUUAGAGGUGGACGGAGAACUGUAUCAUGCUCACAAGCUUGUUUUGGCAGCCCGGUCGCCUGUAUUCCAAGCGCAGCUCUUUGGGCCUAUGCGAGAUCGAAGUAGCGGCAAUAUCGAAAUCAAAGACAUCGAACCUCCAGUGUUUAAGGCGCUGCUACAUUUCAUCUACCGAGAUUCUCUACCGGAUAUGAAAGAGCUUGCUGGAGCACCGUCCACGUCCAUCCUGUUAGCCCAGCAUCUGUUGGCUGCAGCAGAUAGGUAUGGCCUCGAUCGGCUCCGGCUCUUGUGCGAGUCCAAGCUGUGCGAAAAUGUCAGCGUGGACACAGUGGCGACAACUCUCGCCCUUGCCGAACAACACCACGCUGCAGAGUUGAAGGCUGUUUGCUUGAAAUUUGCGGCUGCGAACCUUGCUGCCGUGAUGCAAUCGGAAGGAUUUGAAUACCUGCGCGAUAGUUGUCCCACUUUGCAGUCCGAGUUGUUAAAAACCGUAGCUGGUGUUUGCGAAGAAAGCGUCGUUACUGGUGUCAUCUCGAAUCGGAAUCGCAGUGUGUGGGGUCAGUUGUCUGAUGGAACUGAUGCCAGCGGUAGGAGGGUUAGACCUAGAACCUAGCUCUCACUCUUUGGCCCAUUAAUUCACUUCAAGAAAUAGCUUGCUAUGCCUUGGAGACCACGAGUUUCAGAGUCCUACCUUACGAGUGCCAGUAGCCAUUCUGUUGAGAGUAAUUUCUACGACCAGGCGAGAUCUGAAGCUUGUCUGCGGGUUAAGCCUUCAACGCUGCCAGUGCAAAGCACGAGAAUGUUUCCUGCUCAAAAAACAGAAGAUAUUCCAUGCCAGAGAUCAAGCAGACCUGCAACUAACAUAUCUCCUAGUGCGUCUCGUUUACUGUCAUCAACGAGUUGACAGUCUCUCGUUAUCGUUAUCUCAGUUCUCGAAGCUGGAGACUGAGAUGCCAGUAACUUGAAACUGAUUCCAAGUUAACUACUGUCAGCUUUGCAUUUGCUUACUCAAGCACCCACUUUUGAUGCGUAUUUCUCGCACCUGCAUUGUAGGGUUUAAUGUCGGGUGCUGAUCCAUCGGUGCUCAAUUCCAAGCACGGUUUCCACUAGUGGAUGUAUCUUUCAGCUGGGGAAACAAACCGAGAAAUUGCACUAGAAAUUCUUUAAACAACUAGAGAUUAUUCGAUGCAUAGAGAUGCUAUUGUAUUUUUGUUGUUGUGUAAUGAGCUAGACAUGGGUGGUGAGCAGUUGUGAAACUAACUAGUAUCAUGGUGUUGGAGGGUCAGGCUUCACACAGCUUUGGUGCAUAAUUUUGUGUCAAAGCUUGGAAGAAUGUAACAAAGAAUUCAAAAUGCAGUAAUCCUUUUUGGUUUACGAGUUUUGAUCUACACUUGAUAAAAAUUCUGAUUGCUGUUUUUGAA
This is a messenger RNA of Physcomitrium patens, 2431 nucleotides long. Its product is annotated as BTB/POZ and MATH domain-containing protein 1. The record is from RefSeq and is a predicted model, not a curated record. NCBI's taxonomy places the organism in Eukaryota, Viridiplantae, Streptophyta, Bryopsida, Funariales, Funariaceae. Gene Ontology annotation, molecular function: protein binding. Gene Ontology annotation, biological process: protein ubiquitination.